This is a messenger RNA of Salarias fasciatus (jewelled blenny), 2323 nucleotides long. It is a transcript of the gene ppp2r5ca, whose product is annotated as protein phosphatase 2, regulatory subunit B', gamma a. Gene Ontology annotation, biological process: protein dephosphorylation; signal transduction. Gene Ontology annotation, cellular component: cytosol; nucleus; protein phosphatase type 2A complex. Bases 101 to 1558 code for a protein of 485 amino acids. The record is from RefSeq and is a predicted model, not a curated record. Lineage: Eukaryota; Metazoa; Chordata; Actinopteri; Blenniiformes; Blenniidae. Gene Ontology annotation, molecular function: protein phosphatase activator activity. The transcript has 13 exons.
CAGCCGUUCCCUCCAGCAGCAGCUUCAUUUUCUCUCCGCUUUGUGCUAAAAUGGAGGCUGGCCUGUCGCCCUGAGCGGAGCCUUCCUGCUCGAGCCGUACAUGUUGACAUGCACUAGCGCCGCGGACACGAUGGUCGUGGAUGCCCCCAACUCCAACGGGCCGUUUCAGCCGGUGGCUCUCAUGCACUUCAGAGAUGUGGCCCCUGCCGAGCAGGAGAAGCUGUUCGUGCAGAAGCUGCGGCAGUGCUGCGUCCUCUUCGACUUCCUGUCCGACCCGCUGAGCGACCUGAAGUGGAAGGAGGUGAAGCGGGCGGCGCUGAGCGAGAUGGUGGAGUACAUCACCCACAACCGCAACGUCAUCACCGAGCCCAUCUACCCCGAGGUGGUGCACAUGUUUGCUGUCAACAUGUUCAGAACGUUGCCUCCGUCGUCCAACCCCACCGGAGCCGAGUUCGAUCCCGAGGAGGACGAGCCCACCCUGGAGGCGGCCUGGCCCCACCUGCAGCUGGUGUAUGAAUUUUUCCUUAGGUUUUUAGAAUCUCCUGACUUCCAGCCCAACAUAGCGAAGAAAUACAUCGAUCAGAAGUUUGUAAUGCAGCUCCUAGAACUAUUCGACAGCGAAGAUCCCAGAGAACGGGACUUCCUGAAAACUACGCUCCACAGGAUCUACGGGAAGUUCCUGGGUCUGAGAGCCUACAUCAGGAAGCAGAUCAACAACAUCUUCUAUAGGUUUAUCUAUGAGACAGAACAUCACAACGGUAUAGCUGAACUACUGGAAAUACUUGGAAGCAUAAUCAAUGGAUUUGCCUUACCGCUGAAAGAAGAGCACAAGAUUUUCCUGUUGAAGGUUCUAUUGCCUCUGCACAAAGUCAAAUCACUCAGUGUCUACCAUCCACAGCUGGCCUACUGUGUGGUGCAGUUUCUAGAGAAGGACAGCACCCUGACCGAGCCGGUGGUGAUGGCUCUGCUCAAGUACUGGCCCAAGACGCACAGCCCCAAGGAGGUGAUGUUCCUCAACGAGCUGGAGGAGAUCCUGGACGUGAUCGAGCCCUCCGAGUUCGUCAAGGUGCAGGAGCCCCUCUUCAGGCAGCUGGCCAAGUGUGUGUCCAGCCCCCACUUCCAGGUGGCGGAGCGAGCGCUGUACUACUGGAACAACGAGUACAUCAUGAGUCUGAUCAGCGACAACGCCGCCAAGAUCCUGCCCAUCAUGUUCCCCGCCCUGUACCGCAACUCCAAGACCCACUGGAACAAGACCAUCCACGGCCUCAUCUACAACGCUCUGAAGCUCUUCAUGGAGAUGAACCAGAAGCUGUUCGACGACUGUACACAGCAGUUCAGAGCUGAGAAGAACAAAGAGAAGGCCAAGUCCAAAGAACGUGAAGAGGCCUGGAUCAAGAUCGAGAACCUGGCCAAGUCCAACCCACAGGUGCAGCUGCAGUGGGCGGAGCGGCCGAUGGUUCGCCGUAAGUCUGAGCUGCCUCAGGAUUUCUACACCACUAAAGCCUUGGAGUCCCACCGCAGAGCUGAAGACAUGUUGACCGCCCACGACGGACUCUAGGCCCCCCCCCACCCCCCACCCCCCCCCCCCACCCCCCCCCCCCCCACCAUGGACCUGGUUCAGCGGUUCUCCUCGGUUCUCCUCGGUUCUCCUCCACUCUCACAUUUCUGCUUUCUCAGGUUUUUUCUUGGUUUGAAGACGAGUGUUUGUGUCUUUGACCCCGUUUCUUCAUGUUUCUACUUGUCACACACACACACACACACACACACACACACACACACACACACACACACACACACACACACACACACACACACACACACACACACACAGGGUUGCUGGGCUCUGUUCUCUUCAUGUUCUCGGUGGAGCAGGUGGUUCUUGUCGGAGGCGGUCCAGAUGUGUCCAGUCAGUACCACUGUUUGAACCGUCUCGUCUUCGGCGGCUCAGUGUCUGUCUGUCCCCCGUCCCCGUCCCCCUGCUGAGGGAGAACCUGACGUCCUCACUGUAUUAAACUAUUUGCUGGAAUGCAAACGAUGUAAAUUAGAAGAACCAUGUUCCACAUGACCCUUUGACCCCGGAGGAAUGCCGUCGGCCCCCAGCGUCCAGAAGACGUCCCACUUUCAGACUGGACAGAUGUCUCUCUGCAUUUUAACAUAUUAUUUCCAGAACAUAACUUAAAGUGUCCUUUUGUAUGUGACCUGUACUAUAUGAUUCAUUUAAUAUUGUAUAUAUGAGUUACUGUUUCAUGUAGUGUUAUAUAUCUAGAUUAAUUUUGUACAAAUGGUCCCUCUGUACAGAAUAAAACCUCAUUAGCAAGCGACG